Pseudomassariella vexata is the source of this 470-nucleotide messenger RNA. RefSeq lists its product as uncharacterized. The transcript is spliced from 3 exons. Bases 203 to 445 code for a protein of 80 amino acids. Lineage: Eukaryota; Fungi; Ascomycota; Sordariomycetes; Amphisphaeriales; Pseudomassariaceae. The record is from RefSeq and is a predicted model, not a curated record. Gene Ontology annotation, biological process: protein secretion; intracellular transport.
GGCUGAACAACUGUCAACUUGACGUCUGAUCGCUGCAACGCUUGCCCAACACAUAAUCAUCAGCUCAAAUUUGGCAGGCAUAUCGAUUUCAGACUUCACGAAAUAUUAUAGACAGCCAGAGCUUCGUAUAUUGAACGAAGCUGCAAUACCUUGACCGAACCUACGACACCAACUGCGCAAUUCUCUCACGUCAUUCCGCGAAAUGUCCGCCCUCUUCAACUUUCAGUCCCUCCUUCUCGUCAUCCUCCUCUUCAUCUGCACGAGCACUUAUGUGCACGGUUUGGCCCCGAAGUUCAUGAACAACAACAAGCAGGGGUUCAUGGGACCGUUCUGGAAAGCCGCGAGGAUAGGAGAACGACUGAGUCCGUACAUAGCGCUGUGUUGCACGGCCAUGGCAGUAUGUCGGCUUUCUUUCUAUAGUCUACCCAUCAUGCUAUCCUAUUGACAUUCUUCAUCUAGAUCAGUUUGUU